AUGACUGAGAGCUCCCUCCCAAGUUCGCCGCUUGCUCCCCAGACUCCCCAGAACCCACAAUCUCCAUCUCGGACCCGCCCACGCAGACCAACGAGAUCGAUUCCAGCAACGCCUUCUCAAAGCAUUGUGGCCGGCGGACAACAGGAAGAACAUGCCACGCUCACUCCCCUCAGAGCGCACUACCUCAAGAAAUAUCUGAUUCAACUUCAAUUUCAACGCGAGCUAGACGACAUCACGAAUGCUCCAGCAGACAAUGCAUCUACACUAGCUUAUCUUGGACCUCCCUUUUCCCCUCCCAAAGGCUCAGCCCCUCUCGAUCUCCCCUUCCUUCGCUACAUCUUCCGCCAAUUCAUCCUGACCUUCCCUUUCAUGGAAGCGGCACCGAAAGAUUUCUACUCAGAGAAAUUGCAGCCUUUCGUCGCCUCUGCAUUCGCCAAGAACAUAUCGCCUUCCUCUCUUCUCGAUGAUGAUAGUGGUUCUCUAGAUCAGCCAGCGACCCGUCUCAAACUCUUGUCUAAAGUUGAGCGGAACUUGGCCCUCUUCAUAGGCGCUGGCUUGAAGGUCGCGGAGCCCGAAGAGGUCGUUCGUCUCACCCAGGUUGAUCUCGACCGCCUAGAGCAUCUCGCUGCCCGAAGACAAGCUCGCCUACAGAAGAAUCACCACUCCUUCGAGGUCAAUAUCAUAUCCGUCCGUGUCGUUACCGACAAAGGCAGAGUUCGCAGUCGUGCUCACGAGGAAUUCAUUAUUCGCACACGUUUGUCACCUACCCAUGAAGUUGUUGUUUCACGUCGAUACGGCGACUUUAAGACGCUUGCCAACGAGCUGCGCAAAGCUCACCCGCAAGAGCCAGUAGCUGAUCCGCCAGCCAAGGAUAGAUCAACAUCGAGUGUUCCUCCCUCGUCUACGAUGCACUUCCUGCAGCGAACCCAGUCUCCCGGGCAUGACGACUCGUUUUCAAACGACAGCCAUGAGUCCCUGCCGCAGUCACCGUCCAACUCCAGCAUGCAUAAUCAAUCACGUUUGGCAAGAGAAAAGAACAGGCUGACAUUGCGAGCUUACCUACAUUCUUUGAUGACCUCAGCGGCCAUUGUGUCUUCUCCUGUGCUGAGGUCCUUUCUCCUGUCUGGGCCUACGACACUCGCAGUAGAGGAACAAGAGGAUGCACGACGGCGCGAAGAGGCUGAUCGCAUGAGAGAGGAGGGACGCAAACAGUUUGCUCAUGAAAUAGCUACCCGCGUUGAUGGACUCAGAGCUGCUGUCCAAAGCGUGAAGGGCGACAUCAUGGGCAAAGAUGGCUUGACUAGAGUGUUUGCCACCAUCAAAGUCACUCCAGACGUUCGAGAUCUACCUCCGAAUUAUUUGGCGGUGUUGGAAUGGGCUCGGAUAUCCCUGGCAUCAACUUUGUUUCAUGUGCUUGUAGCGGCCGAUAAUGCAUCAGAAACGUUUGCGAGUGUGAAGCGGAUACACGGGCUUAUGCCUUACUUUGUGUUGAAAACCGCACUCAGGAUCAGCAAUCCUGUUGGCAUGAUACGCAGUGUCCUGGACAUUUUUCUUGCACAACCUUUUGGAGGACGAAGUCUACUUCAACGGAUGUUCACAGGUUCGUUGUCCGAAGAAGUCAAAGCUUUAGAAGAGGACAUCGAAAUGGUUGUGGAAAAGAUAAAAGACACUGUGCUCUGCGAGAAAAUAAGGUUGUACAUCUACGCUCCAAGAGAGAUACAGGACAUGUACAGAGAGGAUGCAGAUCAGGAACGCAUCAAUAUUCUAACAGUCAUCUUGCGCUCUGGAGAUGAACCGCGUCUUGAUCGAGUUCGGAUUAACCGAGUUAUGCGGGCUCAUCAGGCUCACAAUAUUUACAUGCGACAACGCGAGCAGCUGGCAGAUUCUGACGACGACGACGGUCCCCAGAAUGAUGAUGCAUGGCUUUAUGAAGAUCUGAAGAUCCUGUUACAGUUGUAUUCAAGGCUGCGAGACCGGGAACAGCUCAUCGCUCUCAUCUUUGAAGGUGUUACAGCUGAUCUACUGAAGGACAUGAUCACAAUCUUCUAUGCCCCACUGGCUCAGGUCUACAGAGCCGCAAGCAUUGCAGACUCGCUCGGAGAUCUCCAGAACUUUAUCAAUGACCUCAUUCGAACAGUCGAGCAAUCAGAAGAAUUGGCACAAGAAGAUCCUCAACGUACGGUGCAGGUCUUUAUUGACCUUGUACAAAGGCAUGAACAAGCAUUCUACAACUUUGUUCACAAGGUACACUCGAAAGGAGAAGGGCUCUUUGAUGGCCUCAUGCGGUGGAUAGAACUUUUCCUAACUGUGGUUAGGGAGGGUUUGGGGGAACCCAUCAGACUUGAAUUCCUCCUUCCUCACGGUGGCGAAGAACGCUCGAAGAUCCUCACAGAAGUAGAUGCGAUGGCAUCCUAUCACUAUAAGAUGAAAGUUGCCUAUGAAGCGAAGAUCCGGCGACGAUUUGGCAGAAGUAAAGGCCAUGUUGACGCAGAUACUGAGGACGCGGCAACCCAGGCUCUAGUUAGCAGCGUCGUUGGGGAAAUCAAUUUCGGAGAGAUUGUUCAAGGAGAUGCUGCCGAUCUAGCGGCAGAAGACUCCGAGGACGAUGACUCCGAACAGGAAUCAAGCGAGUACGAGACAGGCAGCAAUGGGGAGGACGAGUCAAGCAGCGAGGAAAAUUUGCCGCCCGCUUUGCCAGUGGCUCGAUCUCGUACGAUUCAUCCUGCCCCGACACCGUCACAAUCCGCAGAACGACCUCCUAUUCGGCCGCGCUCUACAUCUUUGAAGACCGCAAGAUCCAUGUCAUCGAUGCGUUCUGCUCAUUCGCCAUCUCCUUCGUCGGCACCCCCCGUUCCGCCGCUUCCUGACCGGUUCAACAAGCCACUUCCUCGGUCUCCGCAGCCAAUCGAGACUCCUUCAAUACGAAGGCGCUCUGCAGAGGAGCACAGAGCUCCUCCAAAUAAUGGCAGAGUACAUCCAGUAAAUAACAAACCGAAGUCGAAACAUGGCGGGCCCGUCUUGACUCCUCCGAAACUUGUGCAUAUCCCACAGUUACUGCCCAUAUUCGUUGAGAUGGUGCGGCCUCAUCUUCGUCCUCGUCCAAAGUAGAUUUCAUUUCAUAUCUCGCAUUGUAUUACGCCAGAAACGGAUAUUUUAUAGCGUUAUUGAGCCGGGUGUAUACAUACUACUGAUGAUUAUUCUUACUACUGGUAUGGCUCGAUACGACAACAUUUGAUGUAUCUUACAACCCAUUAAACUCUGCAUUGAAUUCAGUCUCCAUAAUAAGUCCUUUGCGAAGUUUCUUUGCUUCCCUCUCCUCCCUCGCCAGCUCAUCCCAGUCAUCUUCGUUGUCUAAUGGAGACACCAAAUCGUUGGAGGAAUUUGCCGUUGCGGUGUUAUCUUUUUGACUUUCAAACCACGUUCGUUUGCGCUGCCUCUGAUCUUUGCGUUUCUCUUUUCCCUCCUUCCUUAUGGCUUGCUGGCUCCAGGCCACAUUCCGCUUGCGUAGUUCAACACGUUCUCUGGCCCUCUCAGCUUCUUUCUCGCGGGCUUUUGUUGACUCAAGUCGUUUCUUUUCCUGCGCGGGAUCCGCAAAAGAAUAUUCGCCCCAGUCGAUAUCGGCAUCUCUCCAGCCUGUGACAUCAACUCCUUUCAACUCUGGCAUGCGUGGAAGACGGAGCAUCCCAAAGCAUUUGGCGAUGCUGACGAGAUUGAGGUCUUUCACGCGGAAUAUAUAUGAUGCCUCAUGCUUUGAAUAGGCACGAACGAAAGAGACAAAUGCCUUCGCUGCCUUUUCGUGUAAUGCGCGAUCUGUUCUGACAACCUGCCGCAUCUUCUCCAGAAAUCCAUCCACUUCACAAUCCUCUAUCAAUGACUCCUCCUGUGCAUCAGAAUGGUCCAAGGCUAUUCGAGGUGUUUGCAGGACAGGAAUUUUGCGAAUAGACAGAAAAUCGAUAUAUUCAACUUCUCUACCUACGAGAAGGACAUACGCUUUCCCACUCUUUCCGGCUCUAGCUGUCCGCCCACAACGGUGAGAGAACGUCUUUGGAUCAGACGGCGGGUCAAACUGGAUGACCACAUCGACGUCUGGGAGGUCGAGUCCCCUAGCAGCAACAUCAGUUGCAAGCAGUAUUGAGGGUGAGUCAGGAGAAGAUAGGGAAGACGUGAAGGAUGCCAAGGUCCGUGUUCGGGCAGUGGGGGGUAGAUGGCCGUGUAGCGAGUAUAUGUUUACACUAGAUGGGAGAAGGCAAGGAAGGACCUUGUAAAAAUAGUCGACACAUGCACAAGUUGCAAAAUAUACAAUGAAACGAGAGGAAUUUGAAGACAUCUCGCGUCGCAGUAUACGACAGAGCUGAACCAGUUUUUCCGAGGCAGUGCACUCAAUAAACCAAUUCUUGAGGCUAGCUGGCGUCCGUCGUUCUUCUAUUCGACCGCCUUUGUCUCGAGCGUGAUUGCCAUCGUUAGUACCAUCAUUCUUCUUGAGUUGGAGUUUGACAGUUACACGAGCAGGAUUGCGAAGUCCAGCGCGGACCAGCUCCGAGAGUGCAUCGGCAUCGGUCAUAGUAGCGCUGAAUAGGCCAGUGCGUCUCUGCUUUGGAAGGUGACCUGUGAUUUUGGUGAUGGUAUGCUGAAAACCAAGAUCGAGCAAUCUGUCUGCCUCAUCGAGGAUAAGAACUUCCAGUUCUUUGACACUGACAAUAGUUUUCCCUUUCCCCAACAAAAAUUCUUCAAUACGACCAGGUGUACCAAUGACGACAUCAGCACCGGUAGAAAGGAAGCGUUGUAUGUCCUGGGCGGGAUUAGAGUCAUCCGAAGACACGAGCAGGAGGGGCGGUGGAUGUAGCAUCUCAGGCUUGAUUUCCUCGUCCCCAGAUUCGGACCUUUCAGGUACCGGCUGAGAGGAUACGAAGAGCGAUAAGACGCUGUGUAUCUGAGAAGCAAGUUCUCUUGUGGGACUAAUGAUCAAUGCACCCACCUCAUUCCUUCUAAGCUUAUUUCGUCGCCUGACGAGUCGCUCAAGCACAGGAACGAGGAAAGCAAGAGUUUUUCCUGAGCCAGUGACGGCCUCUACAACAACGUCCUUGUGUUGCAUGAAAAGCGGUAUUGUGGAGGCUUGAACAGGUGUCAUCUGUGAGUAGCCCAAUGACUGGAUAGCAUCUAGUAUCCAUGGUGUCAGAGAAGUAGGGAGAGAGGUCCAGGAUCCCGCAUAGGACUGCGGC
Coniophora puteana RWD-64-598 SS2 is the source of this 5219-nucleotide messenger RNA. RefSeq lists its product as uncharacterized. Gene Ontology annotation, molecular function: phosphatidylinositol binding. The record is from RefSeq and is a predicted model, not a curated record. Bases 1 to 3108 code for a protein of 1035 amino acids. The transcript is spliced from 19 exons. Lineage: Eukaryota; Fungi; Basidiomycota; Agaricomycetes; Boletales; Coniophoraceae.